Acyrthosiphon pisum (pea aphid) is the source of this 4147-nucleotide messenger RNA. RefSeq lists its product as uncharacterized. Lineage: Eukaryota; Metazoa; Arthropoda; Insecta; Hemiptera; Aphididae. The transcript has a single exon. The coding region runs from base 2599 to 3591 and encodes 330 amino acids. Gene Ontology annotation, molecular function: nucleic acid binding. The record is from RefSeq and is a predicted model, not a curated record.
AGAAAUUGAAAUUUUUUAAAAUCACUAUAUCUAGAAUUAUUAUAGAUAUGGUACAUACUACUUCAUAAAAUGAUAAAUCUAAAUAGUUAUUUUAAAUUUUUCAACAAAAAUUAAUUCCUCAUAAUAUGAUAAUAUUAUAUUAAAAAUCACAGUACUGCAUUAUAAAACAAGGAAUUUGGAAUACACAUACAAACGUAUUAUAAAUCGGGGGCUGUUUGUUCCUGUUCAUUUCUGUCUAAAAUCUAAAUAAUAGAUAAAUAAGUACAUAAUAUAAUGUACGAUUUAAGCGGGUCGUCCUAUUGCGUAUUAAAAAAUUUAAUUUUUUUUUAAAUUUAUUGAAAAAUAUGCUCAAAGUCACAUGUCUUCUUAGUUAUACUUAAAUGGAGGGGCUCUUUUUAUUUAGCCGAUCAUGCAAGUAAUGUGUGUCCAAGCCGUCACUAUGAACUAUUCCUUAAUAGGUAGGUACUUAAAUUGUUUUAAAGUUUAAUAAUUCUAAAACUAAGUCUUAAAAUUUUAAUUUUGUAACUUUAAAAUAUUCAGAAAAAUUAUCCGCAUAAUAAUGUGCAUUAUGAAAUCGAGGUUUUCAUUUGAAAAGACACUCCAAAAUAGCACAAAAAAUCUUAAUAACUUGAAAAUAUCGUCUUUCAGUUUAUUUAAUAAAUCCAAAAAUUACAAUUUCAAUUAUUUUGAAAAGGGGGAGAGUGAGCACGCUUAUUGCGUGAGACACUCUGUAUAAUAUGUAUAGUAUGCACCACGACAAUGGUACACUUACCUUUAUAAUAUAUUGUUUCGGGACGAAAGGACAUGUCGUAAAUUUAAAAUUAUUUCUCACGUAAACGCUGUGUGGUCGUCACAGGACGUUGAUGGAACAUCAGCUUCAGUGUUGUAAUAUAUACCGCCGACCGAACCCAAAUACUUAAUUAUGCCCCUAUGAUCGCGCGUAAUAAUUGUUCCGAAUAUCGUUGGGUUAAUCGUCCACAAAACGACAGCAUUAAUGCAUUAUAGUUGUGUACGAUAUUGCACCACUGCACUGGAGCGGAGUAAUUAUACAUACACCGCAGCGUCAUUAUUAUUGUCAUCUAAAGUAUUAUACCGAACACCAUUCUGGAUAUUUCGGUCGUUUCAUAUAAUCGCAGACGAUCCGGACAACGAUUUGGUGCCUCAAGGUAUACCGAAACGAAUGUAUUGCAGUUGUGGUCGUCUAUAUUAUAUAAUAUUGCUUGACGAAGAGGAAAAUCAUUAUUGUAAUCGACUCCAACGACAGAAAUUCCAGAAACGGAAUUCCGGUACCUAUAUAGGUAAUAUAAUAUGUAUAUAGGUGAAUACGUAUAUUAUAUUAUUAUUGUUGUGCACCAAUGGAAAUUGCGCCGAGGUACUAUCGCCCUCCCCUCCCCAACCAAUAAAAUAAAUCGAUACGAUAAGUAAUUACUAAUUUUAGUAUUAAUUGCAGUGUGAUCGCGAUAAAUUAUUGACAAACAUUGCAAAGACACACCAAUACGUUUUUCGAUCUUCGUGGAUUAGACGGGCUUGUGGAUGGUGCAGACAUUUUAGCGUACAUUUUUUUUAUGAUUUUAGAUCUGCAGGAUACAAGAUUUUUGUUUCUGACCGAUUCUUCGAAAGAUUACCAUUAUCAUGGUUACUUAUUAAUAAAACGUAUUAUCCACAAUUCUUACCAAGUUUAUACAAUUUAAUUAUACAAAUAAAAUAAAAUAAAGUAUAAUUUUAUAUAGCUCGUUUUAGAAUUAUUUUCUUAAGGCGCCCGGUGCCAUUGUAAUUUUGUACACAAAAAUACAUUCUACGGGAAUAAUGCUCAUGUUUUAUAGAAAACUUGAUAAUUUUUUUUCAUUACAAGAGGGUAAUAUUCAACAGACCACAUCGAACUCCGGGUUUCAAUUUCUUUAAAAUUUUUGUUAAGUAUUAUCUAUUUUUAUAUUAUUACCUUCAGGCUUCAAUAAAAGUUUAAUGCAGUUAUUAUAGAUAAAGAUUUUUCAAAUAUAACCAAAAAUAACUGUAAUAAUAUUCAUUAUCUACAUUAAUCAUUAUACAGACGUCAUAAUAAUCGAUUUUGCCUGGACCAAAAUCUUAGGACCUAAGGUCAUUGCAUCCGAUAUGUCACGACCUCCGGUUGUGGUUUGCGCAUCACUAUUGUUGAUUUUGACCUUUUUAUAAGAAAGUUGCGCAUCGUUCGAUUUUUGUGUUAAAUGUAUAUCAUUUGUGCAUCUAUAUUAUUUAACAUUAUAACUGAAAAAUAGGUGUAGGUAUAUCAAAAGUUUCAAAUUGUUUUAUAAAGUUUUACUGAUAUCUAUAAUUUACAACGGGUUCCUGAACGACAAAAACUAGACUAUAAAUUAAAUAUAACUUUUUAUUAAUAAAAAAAUAAGAAUAAAAAAUAAUUCGAGCUUUUGAUGAGUUUUGUCAAAAUUUGAACUUUAAAUGCUAAUUUAGCAAAAUCUUAUUGCUAUGUACCUAUCUUUAUUAUUUUUAAACUUAAAAAUCUUAUAUUAUUCAUCAUCUAUAUAAUAUACUGGGUGCGGCAGUCAAACUCGACGAUUUUAACAAGAAUUGGUGGGCAGGGUUAAAGUGUUAGAGUUUUCGGGAAUGUUCUUAUCGCUUUUAAAUACUCGGAAUUUAGUAAUCAUGGAGCAUUGGUCGAGUGAACAGCGUGCGUUCGUGGUAAAAGCGUAUUACAAAAAUAAUGAUAGUUUCGUAGGAGCUCAACGUGCGUUUCGCCGACAGUUUGGUUUAUCUCCUCGCGAUUCUGUGCCUUCUCGUGGUACCAUCGACCUGUGGGUAAAAAACUUUGAAACCACAGCUAGCACGACUCAAAAGAGAGGUGGUAGUAAAAAAACUAGACGGACUCAAGAAAAUGUAGAGCGGGUGAGACAAGCAGUAGGGAGAAGUCCCCGAAAGUCAGCCAGGCGUCACAGCAAAGAACUUCGCCUAAGUGAUCGGACUGUGAGGAGAAUAUUAAAGCAUGACUUGCGCUUCCAUCCCUACAAAAUUCAGAUAGUUCAAGCUCUCAAUCCACAAGAUCAUAAUACCCGAUUACGCUUUUGCCAACACAUGUUGACUCUUUUCAAUGAAAACGAAGAUAGGGUACACAACAUAUGGAUGAGUGACGAAGCCCACUUUCACUUAAGUGGCUUCGUCAACAUACAGAAUUUUCGGUAUUGGGCGGAAAGUAAUCCACAACAUCAGCAUGAGAGACCUCUCCAUUCACAAAAAGUAACAGUAUGGUGUGCCGUAUCAUCAUUUGGAAUAAUCGGCCCAUAUUUUUUCGAGAACGAAUCGGGCAGCGCCGUUACAGUGAACUCCGAACGCUACUGUGAUAUGCUAGCCACAUUUUUUUUUCCAGCACUUGAAGAAUACGACACAGAUGAAAACACACUUUUUCAACAAGAUGGUGCGACAAGCCAUACUGCACAAAUCUCAAUGGAUCUGUUGAAGCUAGCAUUUCCAGGGCGUCUCAUUAGUCGGUACGGCGACAUCCAGUGGCUUGCUCGUUCACCGGACUUGACGCCUCCUGAUUUUUUUCUUUGGGGUUAUUUGAAAACCAAGGUGUUAAUCCACCAAGGACUAUUGUUGACUUGAAGGAGCGAAUUCGCCUUGAAAUCAAUAACAUAACCUUGGAAACACUUCACAACGUCAUCGGAAGCUUCGCUGUCAGACUCUCACAAUGUGUGGCUAACCUAGGAAGGCAUUUGCCUGACACUAUCUUUAAAAAAUGAAGUUUUUAAAUAUUAUAACGUAAAAUUCCACUUGUGUACUUUUUAUUUGUUUGGCGAAAAAUUAAUAAAAAAUUUUUUUUCUAUUUUUUUUUAUUUUUUCAAAUCGUCGGAUUUGACUGCCGCACCCUGUACAAUGUACAUAUAUGUACCUGCCUACUCUCUAUGUACGUUUAUAUAAAUAUGACUACCUAUAAUUCAAUUGAACUAAUGCCGUCACUACAACCGGUGUCAUUAGAAAACAGUUUCUACUGUACUUAUAACCGUAUGUUCGUAUAAUAGGUUUUAUUUAUGAGUACAAUCAGAUAAUUUUGCAUAGAUUAGUGCACAUUGUUAUUAAAUAGACUAAUAAUAUUUUUGUGAAAUAGAUUUUUACGAAGAAUUAUUUUUCUCAAACAAUAAAUUUCCUUACAUUAUCUUAU